Diceros bicornis minor is the source of this 576-nucleotide messenger RNA. RefSeq names its product putative N-acetylated-alpha-linked acidic dipeptidase. Bases 1 to 576 code for a protein of 191 amino acids. The transcript is spliced from 5 exons. The record is from RefSeq and is a predicted model, not a curated record. NCBI's taxonomy places the organism in Eukaryota, Metazoa, Chordata, Mammalia, Perissodactyla, Rhinocerotidae. Gene Ontology annotation, molecular function: carboxypeptidase activity.
AUGGAACAAUUGCAAAAACACUACUCACUCCAAAGCCCCGACAACGGCUUUGAAGGCAAAUCUCUGUAUGAGAGCUGGAACGAGAAAAGUCCUUCCCCCGAGUUCAGUGGCAUACCCAGGAUUAGCAAGUUGGGAUCUGGUAAUGAUUUUGAGGUGUUCUUCCAAAGACUUGGGAUUGCCUCAGGCAGAGCACGAUAUACGAAAAAUUGGGCAAUACACAAUUUCAGCAGCUAUCCACUGUAUCACAGUGUCUAUGAAACAUAUGAAUUGGUGGAAAAGUUUUAUGAUGCAACUUUUAAGUAUCACCUCUCUGUGGCCCAGGUUCGAGGAGUGAUGGUAUUUGAACUAGCCAAUUCCAUAGUGCUCCCUUUUGACUGUCGAGAUUAUGCUGUAGUUUUAAGAAAGUAUGCUGACAAAAUCUAUACUAUUUCACUGCAACAUCCACAAGAAAUGAAAACAUACAGUGUGUCAUUUGAUUCACUUUUUUCUGCAGUGAAGAAUUUUACAGAAAUUGCUUCUAAGUUCAGUGAGAGACUCCAAGACUUGGACACAAACAAGUAUGCUCUACAUAUAUAA